Messenger RNA from Python bivittatus (Burmese python), 1581 nucleotides. NCBI's taxonomy places the organism in Eukaryota, Metazoa, Chordata, Lepidosauria, Squamata, Pythonidae. The record is from RefSeq and is a predicted model, not a curated record.
AUGGAGAGGUUCCCCAGCAGCCCCCUAGGAGGAGGGAAGCGUGAGUCCGUGGCCGAGGAAGAUUCCCCGAGAACUCGUCAGGCCCGCGACGCUCUUCUUCAGGCCCGGGAAGCGCAGGAGGGAUUUGCAGCACGGCAGCUCCGAAGCACGCCUGGCCUCUGGCGCCCCCUUGAGGCGCAGGCUGCUUCCGGGGGCGCCACGCCUUGCGGGGCUCUGUCGGCUGCAGAAGCGCCUCGCGUGCCGGGAGGACGAGGCCGCUGGUUUGCCACUGCAAAGGCGUCAAGACGCGGGACCGGAACAAAUUGUGUGCUUGACAAAUCUUCAGAUCUGCCCAGACAUCUGCUUCCAGGGUCUUACCCCAAGACUCCAGGAGAGCAGGCAGCUGCUGCAAAGAAAUACAACCUGACAUUGGAGGACUACAAGACGUAUGCAGACGAUGGUGUAGGUUAUGGUGACUAUCCCAAACUCCCAGACCAAUCCUUACAUGAAAGAAAUCCUUGGUAUGAGUGGGAUCAACCUGACCUGAGGCGCAAUUUUGGAGAACCAGUCCACCGGAACUUUGAUUUGUUUGUACGGACACGCGUUGAUACGUCCCCCACCCCUGUUUCCUGGCACAUCAUGAAGAUUUAUUUCUGGGGGUUUCUUGGAAUCAUAUUAGUCAUGUCUUAUCUAGGUGAAAUAUUUCCAGUAUACCAACCUGCGGCACCAAAACAGUAUCCUUAUGGGUACCUAAAUUUGGAGAACAAAGGGGAUCCAGAUACAGAACCAGUGAAAAUUAAGCACUAUGAGAUUUAAAAGUAUCUGGAAUUGCAGUUUCUUUUUUGACCUUUGGUAGACCUAUAUUUUGCCUAAUUCUUGUUUUAAAGAUUCUCAUGGAAAAACAAUGAUGAAUGGGUCUUUCGAUAUGUAACCUGUACCCUAUAUUCAUAAAGAAAGGGGGAAAAAUUACAGAAUGUUUGGGUCAUUAUGUGUUGGGCAUAAGAAGAUUGAAUGGUAUAAGGAAAAUAAACAUAAUUAGGCAUAUAAAUGUAUGACUUACUCAAUUUGGGCCUGCUAGUUCUUCUUAGCAGUGGUAUUGGCAAAAUUCCCUUGGGCUUCACUAAAUAAACUGAAUCAAAUGUAAAGUGUUUGUGAACCCUUCUGAACUUUCAGUACUUCUGCAUAAAUAUGACCUAAAAUGUGAUCUGUUCUCCACACAAGUCCUAAAAGAAGAGAAGGAGAACCCAAUUAAACAAAUGAGUGAGAAACAUUAUACAGGCAUACCUCAGUGAUAUUGUGGGUUCAGUUCUAGACUGAAAUAAAGUGAAUAUUGCAAUAAAGCAAGUCACACAAAUUUUUGGUUUCCCAGUGCAUAUAAAAAUAGACUAUACUGUAGUCUAUUAAGUGUGCAGUAGCAUUAUGUCUAAAAAAACUGUACAUACCUUAAUUAAAAAAUACUUUAUUGCUAAAAAAUGCUAAUAAUCAUCUGAGCCUUCAGUGAGUCAUAAUCUAUUUGCUAGUGGAGGGUCUUGUAAAAAAAACACAAUAUCUGCAAGGUGAAAUAAAGUGAAGUGCAAUAAAACGAGGUAUGGCUGAGGAAAA